Messenger RNA from Megachile rotundata (alfalfa leafcutting bee), 2376 nucleotides. Its product is annotated as transcription initiation factor TFIID subunit 6. Gene Ontology annotation, biological process: RNA polymerase II preinitiation complex assembly; transcription initiation at RNA polymerase II promoter. Gene Ontology annotation, cellular component: transcription factor TFIID complex; SAGA complex; SLIK (SAGA-like) complex. The record is from RefSeq and is a predicted model, not a curated record. Lineage: Eukaryota; Metazoa; Arthropoda; Insecta; Hymenoptera; Megachilidae. Gene Ontology annotation, molecular function: transcription coactivator activity; protein heterodimerization activity; RNA polymerase II general transcription initiation factor activity.
UGACAAUAUUAUCAUUUAUAUUUUUAUUUUCUUCUAACUAAUAGAACACAAUCGUAAACACUACUGACUAAAGUAGUCACUGUUGGAAUAGUAAUAUUGCUCAGUAUUGUUCUACGAUUGCAUCGCGUUGGGUGGUCCAGUGAUUUUGUUUGAGGUUAUUGGAUUGAGCUUCAAGAUUAAAUUUUAUAAAUGAAAUUGUACUUCUUAAUACUUCAUAUAAAAUUGUUCAAACUCAAAAUAUGAAAAGAUUGAAUAACCACUAUGUAAAAUAAAGUGAAAAUUUUUAUUAUGUGUCAUCUGUUAUAUGUAAAAUUCAUGUUUAGGAAUUACUGUUUAUGUUUGGACAGUAACAAUGAUCAAGAUUGCCACUAAAACAGAGCAGUAUUUUUAAAGGAAAGACUUCAAAUUAUAUUGCAUGGAAUGCAAUAAACAAAAUACUUUAAAGAUGAAUGAAAGCGAUUCCAUUUAUGGUACUACACUAUCCCAAGAAUCAAUAAAAGUAAUUGCAGAAAGUAUAGGUGUUGGAAAUUUUCCGGAUGAAGCUGCUAAAGACCUUGCAGAAGAUGUGAGCUAUAGGCUUAAGGAAAUCAUACAGGAUGCAGCAAAAUUUAUGAGACAUGGGAAACGUCAGCGUAUGACAACAUAUGAUAUUGAUCAUGCUUUGAAAAUUAAAAACAUUGAACCAACGUAUGGAUUUUUUGCCAAGGAUCAUAUACCAUUCCGUUUUGCUUCUGGUGGUGGUAGAGAACUACAUUUCGUAGAGGAAAAGGAAAUUGAUCUUAAUGAAGUUAUAUCUAUGUCUAGUGGACAAACAUGGCCUAAAUUACCUUUAGAAAUUACACUGCGUGCCCAUUGGCUUUGUAUAGAUGGUGUUCAACCUACAAUACCAGAAAACCCACCUCCAGUCUCUAAAGAUGUUCAAAAAUUGGAAAGCGUUGAUCCCACAAGUAAACUCUCGAAUAAGAGUCAAAAUAUUGGUGUUGGAAAGCCAGGAGGUGGUGGCAAGAGUCAGAAAUUACGCAAUGUAGAAACUGUUCAUGUCAAACAACUAGCUACUCAUGAAUUAAGUGUUGAACAACAACUAUAUUACAAAGAAAUUACGGAAGCUUGUGUUGGAUCAGACGAAGCACGCAGAGCAGAAGCACUUCAAUCCCUUUCCGCUGACCCUGGUUUACACGAAAUGUUAGCACGUAUGUGCACCUUUAUCGCGGAAGGUGUUCGCGUCAACGUAGUGCAAAAUAAUCUUGCACUUCUCAUUUAUCUAAUGCGUAUGGUUAAAGCUCUUCUGGAUAAUCCUAGCCUUUAUCUAGAAAAAUAUUUGCACGAAUUGAUACCAUCUAUUGCGACUUGUAUAGUUUCACGACAAUUAUGCAUGAGGCCAGAUGUAGAUAAUCACUGGGCUCUUCGCGAUUUUGCAUCACGCCUUAUGGCUCAAAUUUGUAAAAAUUUUAACACUUCUACAAAUAAUGUACAAACCAGAGUAACUAGAAUGUUCAGUCAAGCUUUAGCUAAAAACAGUCAGACUCCGCUGGCAUCUCUUUAUGGUGCAAUUGAAGGAUUAUGUGAAUUAGGUCCAGAAGUAAUUAAAGCAUUAGUUAUUCCCAAAAUUAAAUCAAUUUCUGAACGAAUCGAGUCAUGUAUAGAAGGACCCGGUUUGUCGAGUGUAGAUAAAAAUGGAGCAGGUCACAUAAAAACCCUUCUUGUGAAGUCAGUGGCGCCCGUUUUAAAAACAAUACGAUCUCCACCAGACUACGUAGAAGAUUACAAACAAGAUUAUGGUUACAUAGGCCCUGCCUUAUGUGCAGCAGUUGCAAAAGCUCGCACCCAACCGGUUACUUUAGCCACGACUGCAUCGACAACAGCUUUAACGACAAGCCAACAAGGUCCUACGUGCACUGGAAAGACUAUCGUUCAAGCAGUAACAAGUUCUAGUCCUGGUCAACAAACUGGACGUACAAUUAUGCUCGGUACAAGUAGAGCCAGUGGUGGAACAACUACAGGCGGUGGACAGAAGUUUGUGAUCUUGCAGUCACGAUCUCAAACACCGACUGCCACAAAUAUUAACACUAGUGCAAUACAACAACAAUCUCAGCCACAACCGCAACAGCAAUCAUCGCAGCAACAACAAGUUAAAAUAGCUCAAAGCAAUGUGACUCAACAAAAAACACACAUACAAAGUAAUGCAACGAAAUUAGUAGUUGUCUGUAUGUCAAGCAGUAACCAUGGUACCACAACAGUGUCUCAGGGAAACAUAUCAACAAAAACGCAGAAUGUUUUCGUUACUCAGCAAAAUGUCGAAUGCUCUCUGAGCCCAGAAGAAGAACAUUCCUUUCAAUGAUAAUAACAACACUUAAUUUUCAACAUUCAAAAAAUUGA